Penicillium brevicompactum is the source of this 693-nucleotide messenger RNA. RefSeq lists its product as uncharacterized. Lineage: Eukaryota; Fungi; Ascomycota; Eurotiomycetes; Eurotiales; Aspergillaceae. The coding region runs from base 1 to 693 and encodes 230 amino acids. The transcript has 3 exons. The record is from RefSeq and is a predicted model, not a curated record.
AUGAGCACCAAGAGGUGGAUCUUUGACAAAGAUCCAGCUUUCCCCGAGAAUUUUGAGCCCCAUAAGAUUUCAAAGUGUGCACUUGAGCUGAUUGACGUGGGGCCAGUCGAUGAACUCUUCGAUGACGACCCUGAUAGACUCGUGCAUUGCAUUCUUAGGGUUAUGCUGGAUCCUGCGCUAACAACAGAAAGUACCUAUGCGCCAACUAACACAUAUAGCCUUGUUCUGGAUGUGACCAAGGAGAAUUCUGAUCCUCCAGCAGAGAAUGCAAGGUCACUCCCAGUUGAGAUGGUAAUCAAAGCAUGUACCUAUAUGGGUCAACACCGGCAUGCUAUGAGGGUAAUAGAUCUACCGGUGAAUGGAAACAAGACAGUAGGCUACUUUCUUCACACUUUAAAGACGCCUGGGCUGAACACCUGUGAGUUUAUCCGCGAAAAUGGGCUUCAGAUUGGUUGCAGAGACUUUAUGUCCCAAGUAAUCCGUCUACUCAUUGAUGCUAGCUUUCUAGCCAUUCCUGAAGGUUCUCAAUCCGCGUUGUUCAAAAGCUUCAACUCGAUCCCCACCGACACCAUGGUUGACAAGCAAUCCCCGGUGACCCAGGCAGUUUUCGCUACAUCUUUUAAUACGCUCUUGCCGCUUCGAAAUUCUUCUUAUUCCGUUGACUUUGAACCCGCGGUAUCAUAUCCCGAUUGA